Molecule: messenger RNA, 3121 nt
Organism: Beta vulgaris subsp. vulgaris (sugar beet)
Lineage: Eukaryota; Viridiplantae; Streptophyta; Magnoliopsida; Caryophyllales; Amaranthaceae
Product: vacuolar-sorting protein BRO1
Exons: 8
Coding region: 109-2820 (903 amino acids)
Biological process (GO): protein transport to vacuole involved in ubiquitin-dependent protein catabolic process via the multivesicular body sorting pathway
Cellular component (GO): endosome
Molecular function (GO): protein binding
Source: RefSeq, a predicted model, not a curated record
GUAUCAUCCGGUAUUACGGUGGUUAUUUCCCAGCACUUUCCUUAAUCACCAAGCUUGGUGAUCAAAGCAAAACUACCAACACCAACACAAACCUCUGAAGUGUCAACAAUGGCGACGAGCUCAUCAUCAUCAGCAGCAACAACAAAUCUAAUGUUAGCAAUCCACGAAAAGAAAACAAACACCGUGGAGCUAUACCGUCCUCUCCGCAACUACAUCGCCUUCCACUACUCGGAACGCGAAGCCCAAAACUUGGAUGACGAUUUGGAAACAGUGAAACAAUAUCGUUCCGAUAUCGAGAAAUCCUCCGAUUCACCUCCAGCACGUCGCGACCUUCUUCUCAAAUACUUCAAGUGCCUCUGCCUGAUGGAAACUCGAUUCCCUAUUUCGGCGGACAAAGAUCACAUUAAUUCAAUCCAAUUCACGUGGUUUGAUGCAUUUAAAACAAGGAAUAAGUCGUCUCAGAUCAAUCUUCAUCUUGAAAAAGCAGCUAUUCUUUUUAAUUUGGGCGCUGUUUAUAGUCAGAUAGGGUUGGCUUUUGAUAGGUCGACGGUGGAGGGAAGGAAGCAGGCUGUGCAUAAUUUUGUUACGGCGGCCGGUGUUUUCGCUUACUUGAGGGAUAAUGUAGCCGUGAAGGCGGCAGCUGGAGGAUCUGCCACGGUUGAUGUAUCCGUCGAGUGCGCAGGUAUGUUAGAGAGGUUGAUGUUGGGUCAGGCGCAGGAGUGUGUUUUUGAGACUAGCAUUGCUAAAGGGAGUACUCCUGGGGUUUGCUCUAAGAUCUCCCGUCAGGUUGGAGUUUACUACGAGGAAGCUUUAGCCGCACUUAGUGUGCCUCCUCUAAGUCAACAUUUUGACAAGACAUGGAUAGCUCAUGUGCAGCUCAAGGCAUCUCUUUUUUUCGCUGAGGCUUGCUAUAGGUACAGUUUAGAGCUCCAUGAGAAAGAGGAGAUUGCUGAAGAAAUUGCUAGGCUAAAAGCUGGGAUUAGUGCUCUAUCUGAUGUCAAGAGAUCAACCAAAGGAGCUCCUGCCCAGCUCCUAGAUGCUGUAAGUAAGCUAGAGGCAAGUCUAAAUCGUAAUUUGGAAAGGGCAAUGAAGGAGAAUGAUAGAGUUUACCUGCAAAGGGUUCCGCAGGCCACUUCAUUGGCUCCGUUAUCUGCAUUCUCCAUGGUAAAACCGAUGCCUUUGGAUGAGAUACUGGAUGCAAGCAAAGAGAAGAUGUUCCUAUCUCUUAUACCAGACAGCAGUACUAAAGCACUUUCUAGGUACACUGAGAUGUUAGAUGAUGUUAUCAGAACACAAGCCGAGAAACUCCAGCAGGGAAGUGAGCUAGCUAGAGUGAGGCUCAAAGAAAUGGACUUGCCUGAUUCUCUUCUUGCUUUGGAAGGGAAUGUGACUCUUCCAGAUAACCUUAAAGAGGAUGUCGAAGCAGUGCAAAUUAGUGGUGGCCCAGCUGGACUGGAAGCUGAGUUACAGCAACUAAGAGAUCUGAGGAGGGUCAAUCAUGAAUUAUUGGUGCAGACAGAAGAACAAUUGCAGAAAGAAGCUCAAGAGGAUUCUCAAUUCAGAACCCAAUUCGGCACACGGUGGACUAGGCCUCAAUCCAGUACACUUACCAAGAACCUGCUAGAUAGGCUUAACAGAUUUGCUGGAAACCUAAAGCAAGCUGGCGAAAGUGAUGCUAGAAUCGAGCGUUCUGUUAGGGACCAUUCUGCCCUCAUGUCCAUACUUGAUCGCCAUCCUAUCGAGGCUGCACUUCCAACGCUUGCGAAGCCAAUUAUGUCUUUGGAUGCCAGUGAGGAUGCAAUAGUUGGAGCCUUGAAGCAAAGUCUGAGACAACUGGAGACACUUGGAGCAGAAAGGGCAGGCCUUGAAGACAUGCUUAAAGAAAUGAAAAGAAAGGAUGACAUACUGCCAAAACUGAUGACAUCUACUGGAUCUUAUGAGGAUCUUUUUAAGAAGGAAAUAUCAAAAUAUGAUCACAUCUGCGAGGAGAUAUCUCAGAAUAUUCAGGCACAAGAGCAGCUGUUGAUGCAAAUCCAGGCUCAGAAUGAUCAGUUCUCUGUUGUCUUUAAUCUUGAAGAUUUCAAGGCUUCUCGUGAGAAGUGCUUUAAGCAGAUUGAAGCUGCCAUAGCAAAGUACCAAGAAAUAAAGGAGAACAUAAACGAGGGACUCAAGUUCUAUGUAACCCUUCAGGAUGCAAUUACAAAUGUAAAGCAACAGUGUAGUGACUUUGUGAUGACGCGAAAUAUCCAGUGCCGUGAAAUGAUGGAAGAUGUGCAGAGACAAAUAUCAGGUCUCAGCUUCCAGGAUAGGAACUCGAGUAACCAGAGCUAUCCGUCUGUUGGGCAAAACCAUCAGCCUCCAAGAACAAUGUCUCCCCAGCAAACAGAUAAUGUAAAUAUUUCCCAAGCUUCUAGGGCACAGGCACCUGCACCCUAUUAUCAACCUUCCCCACAGCAAACAGACACUGGAAAUGUUUCUCAAGCUCCUGGGCUUCAAGCACCUGCACCUUAUUAUCAGUCACCACAGAAUUCCUCAAUGCCCGGAUAUGCAACUCCCUAUGGUUCCUCGCAAGGUCCCUCCCAGCAAUCACAUCCACCCUCUUAUCAUGCUCCACCUUCAACGGGUUCUCCAUACCAGUCCCAACCACCACACCAACAGCCGCCAGGCGGAUAUGAUUAUGGGCAGCCUGCUUAUCCAGGAUGGCGAGGUCCAUAUUACAAUGCACAUAGUAGCCAACAGCCUUCAACUUUCCCUCGACCACCAUAUACUGUUCCAGGUCCCUAUCCUCCUAAUCAAGGUGGUUACUACAGGCCGCAAUGAUGUCUCAAUUGCGGUUUAUUGUUUAGUUUUUUGUCCCCUGAAUCUUCUCAUUUGUUUAUCAAGGACAACAUCUUGUCUAUAUAUGGUCUCCUAUUAAAGUUGCUCAGUUUGUGUAUGCCUUGUACUGAAAGUAUCUUGCCUAUUUUCGGAUGAUGAAAGACCAGACCCUUUAUGUAUAGCCUCUUGAUUCUUUCCAGGGUUUGGGAGUGCUAAUAAUUUAGUAUGUGAAAUCUCUAGCAUCUCUAAUGUUAAAUAUUGCUUGAAGACAGUGUAUAAUACUUUAAAGUUAGUUUUCUGGUAA